Leguminivora glycinivorella is the source of this 1602-nucleotide messenger RNA. Its product is annotated as actin cytoskeleton-regulatory complex protein pan1-like. The record is from RefSeq and is a predicted model, not a curated record. Bases 1 to 1602 code for a protein of 533 amino acids. The transcript has a single exon. Lineage: Eukaryota; Metazoa; Arthropoda; Insecta; Lepidoptera; Tortricidae. Gene Ontology annotation, molecular function: nucleic acid binding; zinc ion binding.
AUGGUGGCCGACAAGUCGAGCCAUCUUAAGGGCACCUUCCAAAAGGCCCUAAAAGAUUCGGUCAAGGCGUUAAAGGAAGUUUUUGAGGAGCUCAGGACACACUCCGUGUCUGAUGAAACGCGACAAUUAGAGGCCGCAAAUAAGCGCCUCAAAGCGGAGCUAGCAGAUGUGCGUUGCGAGCUUCGCAAAAUUCGCGAGGACAUGGAACGGCUCCAAAUGCCGCGUUGGGACUCACCUCCCUCAAAGGCAAUAGACAGGGAGGCGCCGCAGCCCGCCGCUGCCCUCGGACGUCCCCAUGUGGACGACCUGAUCGGGGCAAUCACAGUUAAGGUGGGACGUAUCCUUGACGACAGACUCGGAGCCUUGGAGCGAGAUGGCAGGCUUCUGCCAAACAAAACAGGACAGACCCCACUGGCAGUAGACCGGGGACGACAGGCCGCGCAAACGGUCACACCGGGGAAAGCGGCAGGGGUCAGGCCUUCCCGGGGCCCCCCAAAUUUUACGGUCGAGCCCCAAAAGGGCGAAAAGAAGAAGAGAAAGAAGGCGAAAUCACAGCCCACUGCUGUCGCUGGACCGUCGGCCCCAAGCGGUCAGCAGCCGCCACCCCCUGCACCUGGGUCCUCGGACCAGCAAUGGACUUCAGUGGUGAGUAGGAGCGCGAGGAGGAGGGCCGCUGCACAGUCGAAGACGCAGCCCCAGGCAAACACAAAAAGGAAGGCAGCGAACGAGAAGGCUCAGGCAAAGGCAAAGACACGUAGUAGAGGUCUUCGCCCGCCGCGAUCGGCAGCUGUGGUGCUGACGCUGCAACCGGAAGCUGAGGCAAACGGCGCAACGUAUGCCAAGGUGCUGGCCGUAGCAAAGGAGAAGGUCAAGCUAUCUGAUCUGGGCAUUUCCGAUUUGCGUUUUCGGCGGGCAGCCACUGGCGCACGGAUCCUGCAGCUGCCGGGUGUGAACAGCGGUGAGAAGGCCGAUAAACUGGCAAGGGAGCUGGCGGAAAAACUGGGAGAGGAAGUCCGAGUGUCCAGGCCGACAAAGUGUGCGGAGUUGCGACUAUCCAACCUGGAUGACUCUGUGACGUCGGAGGAGGUAGUCGUCGCCGUCGCUCGAGCCGGGGAAUGUACUCAGGAUCAGGUCAAGGCAGGGGAAAUCCGCCGGGAUCACACUGGUCUUGGUACAGUCUGGGUACGCUGCCCGGUCACGGCGGCAAAGAAGGUGUCCGACGGUGGUCGUUUCCUGGUUGGAUGGUCUUCGGCACAGGUGAAGCUGCUGGAGCCCAGAAUAUUACGCUGCUACCGCUGCCUGGAGGUUGGGCAUGUCAGGGCGCAAUGCCAAGCGCAAAUAGAUCGCGGCAGUCUGUGCUACCGAUGUGGAAAGCCGGACCACAAGGCGGCACAAUGCUCGGCCGAGCCCCACUGUGCAGUGUGCGAGGCAUCGGGUAAGUCGGCAAGCCAUGCCCUGGGCUCCAAGGCGUGCACUGCCCGAGGACCGAGGAAGGAUAGGAAGACUCGCGAUGGCCCCCCGGCCCCCUCGCAGUCUUCCCAGCCGGCCGCAACAUCACCCGCGGCCAGCAAUGCGUUGGGGGAAGCAAUGGCCGCUGAAUAA